AUGUUGUCACCUCCGUCCAUGCAAAAGCUAUUAAUUCUGCUCGUGCUCUUGCUCCGUGCUGACGCAGCGCGCGCUGAAAGCUGCGAUGAUGAUUGUGCAUCUGUUUCGUGCCUUCCCGACUGGUGGCGUAACAUCGUUGCGGCACAAUUGGUCGUAGCUGCCGUGUUGGUCUUCUUCGCCACUUUCCUACCUCGUGUGCUCGUCCGGUUGCUCAUCUUCGUAUUCACUAAGCUUCCGUUUAUGCGCCAAGUUGCUGAAGACUUUCGAGAAUCAUGUGUCGGAUCCACAUCGUAUUUCAUCUCGAUGUCGCUAGUAUUAUUGUCGCUAGCAGUCUCGCAGCUCCGCAAGUUCUUUUGUCAUCUUCCUACGUACAUUUGGGGCGUAUUUUUCCUCUAUUGGCUCUAUUCGCUUUUCAAUGUCGUCGAGAGUUUUGCUAUCCGGCGCUUUGUUGGUACAAAUGGAGAUUUUUCGAAAAAGAUGGUAAUUUCCGAGUCUGUCAAGAUAUUAAGGUUAACAACGCUCUUGAUUAUCGCGUUGAUCAUCUAUUCGUCUGCAUUGGGAAGUAGUGCUACACUGAAAUACUCUGUGCUGGGUGUGAUUGGUUUAGCUAUCGCAUUAGGUUUCGUACCAUCAUUUCAUAAUGUUGUGGGUGGACUCUUUCUUGCCUUCAAUUCCCAGUUUAAGAUUGAUGACUUUAUUCGCGUGGGUGACGCAGAAGCUACGGACAGUAACAAAGCACGAUCUCUCAAAGCUGCUGAGAAUGAAGUCGAGGUUGUGACUCAUGCGCUCGAUGGCAAGAGGUUUCUUAUGCAAACGGAGAAUGUGAAAGUUAGUGGCUCACUAAAAGGGAAGAUUGCUGCCAAAUGGUCAGAAUUUGGAGGAGCUUUCAAGAAGUGGUGGAUUUCGAUCAAGAAGUUUUUCGGAUUUAAAGAAAAGAAGAAGAGCAAGCUACAAAAUGCGAAAGACAAAGUAGUUAAAAGUUCAGCUAGCGGUUGGAAGAAGGUGAAAAAGGCUAGUGGAAACGCCAAAUCGAAAGUGACGCACACAGCUUCUCAGACUAAAAAAAAGAUAGGCGAUGCUGCAGAUGCUGCAUUUGUGCCCUUAUCAUUUUUGGCCGAAGCCGCGGUAUCUAUCGCUCGACGACUCAGUUUGCGAGAGAAAAGUGCCAACUAA
Messenger RNA from Plasmopara halstedii, 1173 nucleotides. RefSeq names its product small conductance mechanosensitive ion channel family. The coding region runs from base 1 to 1173 and encodes 390 amino acids. The record is from RefSeq and is a predicted model, not a curated record. Lineage: Eukaryota; Oomycota; Peronosporomycetes; Peronosporales; Peronosporaceae. Gene Ontology annotation, biological process: transmembrane transport. The transcript is spliced from 5 exons. Gene Ontology annotation, cellular component: membrane.